Hibiscus syriacus is the source of this 1054-nucleotide messenger RNA. RefSeq lists its product as uncharacterized. The coding region runs from base 102 to 983 and encodes 293 amino acids. Gene Ontology annotation, molecular function: SNAP receptor activity. Gene Ontology annotation, cellular component: SNARE complex; endoplasmic reticulum. The transcript has 7 exons. Gene Ontology annotation, biological process: retrograde vesicle-mediated transport, Golgi to endoplasmic reticulum. NCBI's taxonomy places the organism in Eukaryota, Viridiplantae, Streptophyta, Magnoliopsida, Malvales, Malvaceae. The record is from RefSeq and is a predicted model, not a curated record.
AGAUCCCUGAAAUCAAACAUUCCGGAAAAUUUCCAUUCCAUUUUCUCAUCAACCAAACAGACAAAAGAACUUAAAACGAAAAUUUGAAAAAACAGAAAAAAAUGGACAAGGUGGUGGAAGAAGUGGAGAAUACAAAGAAAGAGUGGGACGAAGCCUAUUCAAAGACUCAACAACACAUAAAAGAGAUUCAGGAAUAUGGGAAAUCAACGGUGGAAGAAACUAAAAACAAAAUCUCACUGCCCAGAUUAAACGGGUUGGCUCAAGAUGGUUUGAAUUUGCUUAAUUCAUUGCAAUUCAAUCUCGAUCUUCUCGCUCCGCAGCUUCCUACCGAUGAGGAGGUCCAGUCAGCUAAAGCUAUGCUCGAAACUUGGAAAAACCAAUCUCAAAGUUUGAGAAUGAGUCUGAGAAAUGCGAAUCUGCAAGCAAAGGAUAAUAUGAGGAAAACUGCUCAGAAAGAGAGAGAACUUCUUCUCGGUGGUGGAGAAGAAUCCACGGUUCGUCGGCGCAAUUUGCAGACAAAGGCUGGAAUGACAUCUGCUGCCGAAAGCAUCACAGAGAGUCUUCGCCGUACCCGUCAAUUGAUGGUUCAGGAGGUCGAAAGAAGCACAAGCACACUCAUGACUUUCGAGGAAUCAACGGGCGUAUUAAAGAAGGCUGAAAGUGAAUACAAGGGGCACAAAUCAUUGCUUUCAAGAACUCGGAAUUUACUGUCCACGAUGCAACGCCACGAUGUUAUAGACAGGGUGAUACUCGUAUUAGGACUUGUCUUGUUCUCGUCUGCUGUACUUUACGUUGUUUCAAAGCGUAUAGGCAUACUUAAGUUGCAGAGGACAAUUACUGCUGCCAUAAGAGCUGGAAUGGCCGGAGAACCAGAGCUUGCUCGCAAAGCUGUAGAAGAAGGUAUUAACCAAGGUCGAUUCGACGGUAAUGUAGCUCCCGGUAAGGGACUCCCAUUACAGCAACCUAUGCAUGAUGAACUUUGAAAUGAUGUAGCUUUCAUUACAAAAAUUUGAUCUUUGUCGGCACAAUUCGCAUAGGGUUUAAUCGGUUCAUU